This is a messenger RNA of Schistocerca serialis cubense, 1203 nucleotides long. Its product is annotated as juvenile hormone esterase-like. The record is from RefSeq and is a predicted model, not a curated record. The transcript has 7 exons. The coding region runs from base 1 to 1203 and encodes 400 amino acids. Lineage: Eukaryota; Metazoa; Arthropoda; Insecta; Orthoptera; Acrididae.
AUGUCUCCUAUGUGUGUUCUUCUGCUGUUCUUGUUGGUGGUCACGGUCAAGCAGGGCACGCUGAGAGGGACCACGGCCACGAGCGGCUACAACACGUCCUACACAGCCUUCCUGGGCAUCCCGUACGCCGAACCACCUGUCGGCGACCUGCGUUUCCAGCCUCCGCAACCGGCCACUGGCUGGGAGGGCGUCCGAGAUGCCACGCAAUACGGCAGCGACUGCGUGCAGAACACGGGCGAGGGCUCGGAGGACUGCCUCUACCUGAACGUGUACGUGCCAGGGCUACCGCAUGAGGGCUCCGAGCUGCCCGUGCUCUUCUACGUGCACGGCGGCGGCUUCGUCAAGGGCAGCGGCUCCGACCAGAAGUUUGGGCCGGACUUCCUCGUCUCGUACGGAGUUAUACUGGUCACCAUCAACUACCGCCUCGGGCCGCUCGGCUUCCUGAGCACUGGCGACGAUGUCGUACCUGGCAACGUGGGCCUCAAAGACCAGCUGCUGGGGCUCUCCUGGGUGCAGAGCAACAUCGAGCGCUUCGGCGGUGAUCCUCAGCGUGUAACGCUGGACGGGCGCAGCGCUGGAGGCGUGGCAGUCUCCUUGCAUCUCAUGUCGCCGCAGACCGCAGUUUUGUACAAGAUAGUGUACAUGUGGAUGCCUGCUAUAGGUCUGUUCUCACGCCUGGUAGACCAGAGCGGCACCUUCGUCGCUGGCAUGUCCGUGGUGCCGGAUCCUCGGUACCACGCUUUCAGACUGGGUGGAGUCCUCGGCUACGAAGCGGAAACCUCUCAGCAGCUGGUGCAGUUCUUACGCUCUGUGAACGCCACUGACCUCCUGGUGGAUACGUCCGUCUUAAUGACGGAUGAGCUUAGUGAAGACAUAGAUUUCUUCAACCCCACUGACGCACUCGUCAGAAGAAUAGUGGAAGUUUCUGAUCUACCAGUCUACUACUACGAGUUCGACUAUCGCGGGAUGAACGUACCUACAAACGAAUGGGGUAAGUUCAAGCGGAGGACGUACACGAAGAUACAAUCUGCAACGAAUCCAACCCCUGAGGCGGAUCCCGUGGUGUGGGAGCCGUACGACCUGAGCAGCCGCAGCUACCUGCUGAUGCAGGCCAACUUCUCGCUCGCACACGACAGGCUUGGCGAGCGAAUGGACUUCUGGAACGAUAACGUACCACUAGAACCGUCUCCUGGGACCUACUGA